Messenger RNA from Emys orbicularis (European pond turtle), 1894 nucleotides. It is a transcript of the gene PPP2R3B, whose product is annotated as protein phosphatase 2 regulatory subunit B''beta. NCBI's taxonomy places the organism in Eukaryota, Metazoa, Chordata, Testudines, Emydidae. The transcript is spliced from 14 exons. Gene Ontology annotation, molecular function: protein phosphatase regulator activity; calcium ion binding. Gene Ontology annotation, cellular component: protein phosphatase type 2A complex. The record is from RefSeq and is a predicted model, not a curated record. Bases 146 to 1894 code for a protein of 582 amino acids. Gene Ontology annotation, biological process: protein dephosphorylation.
GGAAGGCGGCGCGGCGGGUUUGAAGGCAGCGGCGGGAGGCAUCUUGGAUUUUGUGCAACAGAGUGAAAAACAGUGGAAUAAGUGAAACUUUCUUAAUCUGGCUGAUUUGAGUUCCUUUGUUGGAACAAAGGUAAACUGGUAGAAGAUGCCAACUGGGAAAGUUUUGCAACCUGUACUAAAAAUGAAAGUGGAUGAACUCUUCCUGUGCUGGCUCAGUCAGCCUACAACCCAGUUGAUGUUAAAGGAUUGUUUGAGAAGGAUCAAGAAUGAAGAGAAGACUGAAAUUGGGAGUGGAGAUGCUGGGGACAGUGAACCUCUCACUUUUACUAAUAAAACCUCCAAAUCUAAACAAAGUAUGCUAGAUAACCUGAUAUCUCCUUUGGUGACUCCUUCCAGUCCUCCUCAUCUUUCCACAGCUCUCCCCCUGGGAACUUCAACUAGCCCAAGAAACCUAUCUAAUAUUAGAGGAAUACGUAGAUCUACAGGGACAAGAACAGUUCAGACAAAGAAAGAAGAACCUUUGCCGCCAUCACUGAGCCAAACCGUUCCAACAUUUUAUUUUCCCCGAGGAUGUCCAAAAGAAAAAGUGAAUAUAGAUGCAGUGAUUGCCAAAAUAGAGAGAACUUUCUCUCAGUUUCCAAAUGAGAGAGCAAGAUUAGAAGACAUGGGCAAAGUUGCAAAGGCCUGUGAAUGCCCACUUUACUGGAAAGGUCCCUUGUUUUAUUGUGCUGGAGGAGAACGAACAGGAUGCGUCUCAGUUCAUAAAUUUGUUGCAAUGUGGCGAAAAAUACUACAGACCUGCCAUGAUGAUGCGGCAAAGUUUGUUCAUCUUCUGAUGAACCCUGGAUGCAACUACUUGGUGCAAGAAGACUUCAUUCCAUUUUUACAAGAUGUGGUGAAUAGUCAUCCUGGCCUAUCAUUUUUAAAAGAAGCAUCCGAAUUUCAUUCUCGUUACAUUACCACAGUUAUACAAAGGAUAUUUUAUACAGUAAAUAGGUCUUGGUCUGGAAGAAUCACGUGUAAUGAACUCAGGAAAAGCAGCUUUUUGCAGAAUGUGGCAUUAUUGGAAGAAGAAGCGGAUAUUAACCAGCUGACAGAGUACUUCUCUUAUGAGCACUUCUAUGUCAUCUAUUGCAAAUUUUGGGAGCUGGAUACAGACCAUGACCUCUAUAUUGAUCCAAAGGAUUUAGCCCGGCAUAAUGAUCAUGCUAUAUCAAACAGGAUGAUAGAGAGGAUAUUUUCAGGUGCAGUAACAAGGGGCAGAAAAGCACAGAAAGAAGGAAAACUUAGUUACGCUGAUUUUGUCUGGUUUUUGAUAUCUGAAGAGGACAAAAAGACUCCAACUAGCAUUGAAUACUGGUUUCGCUGUAUGGAUCUUGAUGGGGAUGGUGCAUUGUCUAUGUAUGAACUGGAGUACUUUUAUGAGGAACAGUGCCAAAAACUGGAUAACAUGGCCAUUGAACCUCUGCCUUUUGAAGACUGUCUGUGCCAGAUGCUGGAUCUUGUAAAGCCACAAUGUGAUGAGAAAAUUACCCUCCAUGACUUAAAGAAGUGUAAGUUAGCAAAUGUGUUCUUUGAUACCUUUUUCAACAUUGAAAAAUACCUUGACCAUGAGCAGAAGGAUCAAUUUUCUAUGUUGAGGGAUGGUGAAAAUGAAAGCCAAGAGAUUUCUGACUGGGAGAAAUAUGCUGCUGAAGAGUAUGAUAUUCUGGUAGCUGAGGAGGCAGCUAGUGACCAGUGGAAUGAUGGUUAUGAGGCAGAGCUGAAUCCUGUAGACCAUCAGAAGGCCAAUGUCCUAAAAUUUCAGAUGGAGAAAAGACCUUUCUUUGAAAUGCCAUCCCAUCUGGCUGAUGUAGACUUGGAUGACUAUGAUUAUGAAGAGGACUUUGAGUGA